Pomacea canaliculata is the source of this 8978-nucleotide messenger RNA. RefSeq names its product transient receptor potential cation channel subfamily M member 3-like. The coding region runs from base 2972 to 6718 and encodes 1248 amino acids. Gene Ontology annotation, molecular function: ligand-gated calcium channel activity. The record is from RefSeq and is a predicted model, not a curated record. The transcript is spliced from 38 exons. NCBI's taxonomy places the organism in Eukaryota, Metazoa, Mollusca, Gastropoda, Architaenioglossa, Ampullariidae. Gene Ontology annotation, biological process: calcium ion transmembrane transport.
AUUAACACGAUUUGUUUUCUUUAUCUUAAUUUUAUUUAUUUAUUUAUUAAGUUUCCUGCUUGAAUGGAUGCAUGUGGUUCAGUUAGUGGUAAUGUACCGCCUUACAAAACAUUCCAUCUUGUAAUCAGAUUCGUUACAGUUUUGAUCAUGUCACAGUCGCUGUUGAUAUGAUCUGUAGGUGGGAGGUCAACGGGGGGAAAACUGUGUGAAUAAGCUUGCCAGAGGGAAGGAAUGUCACGCGUUAUGCACAGUCAGCAUAUUAAUUUAUCGCCAACAUCGCUCUUUAUGGAUCGUUUGGCAGUGUCGUUUGUCUUGUCGUAUGACUGGUUUGGCUGCAUGUGACAAUAUCUUAAAUUCCAAAUCGAAUUCGCCCUAUUGCAUUUCUAGUUGAUCAUUUAAAAUCCGAUCUAGCGUGCAUGUGUGUGGCGCGUAUCUUUGUCAAAAAUUGAAAGCCUACCAUAAUGUGGAUCUGCUUCCGACUUAACUGAUAAGUGGUAAAGUUUAGUGUUGAUGAACUUUUCUGUACUUUGUUAGCAUUUUAUCAUUGUGAUCAGGUUUUGAUCUUAAAUUGAAAUUAAGGAUGUAUUUUAAUAUUUGUUUCUAAUAUUUAUGUAGACUUUUCUCUCGAUUUAAAGAAUAUUUGUUUGAACUACAAAAGAAUGUGAAUGUGAAAAAUGAUGGUAGGAGACUAGAAUUAUUUACACUCAACAAGGUAUGAAUGUUAGCCUCCCUUUAACUGAUCAGACAAUUUCCUCCCACUAUUCGGUCUUUACAACUCUUUAGUUUAUUCGUUGAAGAGGUGGGUGAGUUGAGUGUGAAGAAAACAGUACGUUUGUAGUUGUGUGUUUACAUUUUUAUUCUCUUAUAACAAAAAAAAAAAAAAAAAGAGAACAUUUUAAAAGAUUAAUGUUUCACCAUGAAGUCUUGAUAUUUUCUGUCAGGAGUUCCUCGCAGAUCCCAUCCUACUGUACUGAUGUGGGCUCUGCUCACUAACACAGAAAAAAACCGUUCCAGACAUUUGAGACAAAAGAAAACUGCUUUUUAUUUUGUACGAGGAAAGUAAGAUAACGUAUGUGCAGAGUAUGGUCUCCAUCCUUAGGCUGGAAACGAGGAUAAGUCUUUCCCUUUGGGCAAUGUGGGAAACUCAAGGACACGUGUCUUGUUCUAAAGAUGUGUCCAGACACCGAAGAUGAUGCUUUAUCCCCGUAACCGCAGUUAUAGAGCGGGGAAAAUGGUGUCCUGCCAUUUGUGUCGCGUGUUCCAUUGCACACUUUUGAAGAACCUUCCGACGAUAGGUAGCUAUAACUUUGCCGUACUAACAUAUAACAACAGUUUUACUAUUACUUCUCCACUCGUGAUGUUGUCGUACUGUAUAAAGAAACUACUAAAGUUGUCAUUGUUGUAUUAGUUAUGGACUUCAAAUUUUGAGUGUUCCAUUUUUGGAGCACCAUGCAGAUCCUCUACUUGUAGGACUAAUAGUAUAUUUUUUCCUUUCCAGUUGAAGAUCUCUCUGAAAACUCCUCGAGCCAUGAACUGACCUGCUAGCGACUGAUGACACCACUGAAGCAAGUGCUACAGUGAUACAACCACCCGAAAUGCUACAUCACCUGGUUCUGACGAGAAACGUUAGUGUGGUUUGGUUAUAUGACCCGGUACGACACUUUGUAAGACCAUCUCAUGGUGCUAUGGACAGUGGUUGAUCUUUUCUGACGACCUUGGACUGGCAUACCUGGUCGUCAGCCGGUACUAUUCACGGGAUGAUUCAAUAAAUAAAUGAAAUGUAAAAGAUACUAACGUAUAGUAUUUUCCAGUAUAUAUUAGACAUAAACAUAACAUCCGAGUUUCUUGCUCCGAGUUUCUUUACCUCAUACGUUCAUUUAAAGUGAAAAAAGAAAGGUUGUAUCUAAAGGUAAGAGAAAGAAGGAAAUGGCAAUCAAUUUAUGUAGUUCAGCCAAUCCAGUCUGUCUCUUUAUAAGCAUUAGUCGAAACAAGCGCCUGUGUCCUUAUAUUGGAUGUGUGAUGUAAAGUAUGUGAAAACUCAAUGAUCAACUUUACUCCUACACGUAGGUCUUGUCCGUGAUUAGUACAGUAAUGGCAAUUUUAAUUCCACUGCAGUGUUUUAACAAGGUGUUUUUUCAUCGAGGACUGUUUACUUUCAUAACACCCAUUGUUGGAAAUUUCCAGGAAUCAAAUGAUCGUCUAUCACUGACUUAUCUGCGUGGCCUAAAGUAAGAACACAGAGGAAAUCUCUCACUGACACAAUCCGCUAUCACAAGCUUUGUAAAUAAUGCAGGUUACGGAUUACUAGGAACGACUUAUCUGUUGACACCUCGACUGACAGGAAAGAUUGGGGGAUAAUUAAUGUCUGUCAUAUUCCAGCAGACAAAGGGCUACAUACCUUCUCACAUCUAUAUGAUUUCUUGUAGCAGCGUAAAAAUGGAUGUAAUAUUAAUGUAAAAUAAUGUCAAAAUUCUGGAAGUUCGUAAUCACUUGAAUACCAUGAAGAGGAAAAAGAGGGCAAAAUACUUAUACUAGAAAAAUACUUUAUACACGAAUAUUUAAACUAACCAAAAACGAAUAAAUAAAAUGCUAAAGACAAUGGGGGAAAAGAGAGAAAGACACACACUGAAAAGAAAAAUAAAUUCGAGAUGUCUUAUUAAUGAAGUCUGCAGUGGUGAGUCAAGCGAGUUGAGCAAGUACUAAAGAAUUGUUUCUACCUGUGUACAGAAAGGUGGGAGAUACAGGCACGCUGUUCUUCCUCAUACCACCUCCUGUCGUUUACGAGAAAGUCACGUGAGGUGUUAUCAUCGUUGAAACCAUUUACCGUUAUCUUCGGUCUGCACACUUCUCUCUCUGAGGACAUGGGUGUAAGCUGUGACUUGUAAGCAUCACUAACAUCAAGGGGUGCAGCUCUUGAUCAACCCAGAUGUCUGGAGUUUCUGGGUCUAAGAACUGAGGACAAUUCAGAACCAUGUCUAGAACUGGCAAAGUUUCACCCUCGUCCAUGGAACAAAAUGGAACACCUCGAGUCUGCUGUGGCUACAUCAGAGAACGAACACAGGCCAGAAACGGACAGCAAGCCAAUGAAGAAGACAAGAAACAAACCCUAACUACAGUAGUUUUUCGUCUUCCAAAAUCUGCCUCAGCUGCGAAGGCUCAUCCCACUGCGGCAGUUACUUGGCAGUCUGUUCCAAAUUCACUGUGCGGCGAUUGCAAGCAGGAAACUAACCCAGAGAAUAGCUCUACAGCUGAGGAAGUUCUGGAUCUGGAAUCACUACAAGUCUGGAAGGAACAAUCUACAGAAAACAAAGCCGAGACAAGCGAUAAACAGGACAAACAGACAAAAGUAGGCUCGAAGAAGGGUCCAUCUAAACGUAGCCAGGAGAGUAGAGGAACCGCAGCACAGCAGGAUACAACAGGACAUAGCAGGAUACAGCAGGAUACAAAGGCAAAAGACGGCGGUGGACAAGGGACUCAAUUGAAGGACGACAAGCCCUCACCAGAACAAGCGACAACAGAUAAAAGUCACGGAAAAUUCGAGACACAUGAAAAGAAUGGAAGCAGCAAGCAGCCAGGCUGCAUCAGAUGUCUGCUGACAGAGUCACCAACAUCACAGACGUCCACCACACCUACAUCCAGGGGGCGUAAACAGCCCUUACUCAUCUUGUAUUUACUGGGAGAGGCAAAAAAUUUUUGCGAUGGAAACAGACGAAGAAGAAAAGCAUUUGAACGAAACUUCAUGAGCUGCCUACUGGAUACCAACACCUGGAUAUUCGCAAACAGCGGCUUCAAAGACUAUCUCGUCUCUGUCAGAGAGAAAAACUCCUUCAGGGACGACAAGAAUGUCUUCUUUUUCUACACUGACCCCGCAAAAGGAAACAAUGAGACCUUAUUUUCCGAACUACGUCAAUUUUCUAAGAAAAAAGAAGCUGAGUUAGUUUUCGUAUUUCUAAAUGGAGAGAGGGAGACUUUUGAGGCUACUGUACCAGUGGCCCUGGAGAGGUCGAUACCUGUAAUAGUGAUAAAGGGAUCCGGAAAUUUUGCUGAUAUAGUGUCGCAGAAAAAACAAAGCAAAAAGCAACAGGACACCAGAGUAGACACCAGAGGAAAAAACCAAAAAGCGCAGAGUAACAUGAAGGAUAUCAGUCUGAAACAUGAUAAAAAACAAUCCAGGGCUAAAAAGCAGCAUGAAAGAAUAUCAGUCCCUGACACGCCAACACUAAAAGUCAUAACUAAAAGUCAGUCGCCAACAACCAAAGUCAACAAAGAGAAUGAAAGAAUGGACAGGAUUACAGCAGAUGAGAAUUUGACAGUAUUUGACUUAGUCAACAACCUUGGCAGCAAGAGUGCUCUUCGCUUGUGCAUUCUCGAAGCCAUCAUCAAAAAGGACGACAACAGUAAACAUGCAGGAGAACAAAAUAUGAAUGAUAAGCAUCUGAAGCUGGCUUUUGCCUGUGAAUCCACCGAGAAGGCCGAAGAAAUGAAAGGAAGUCAAUUAGAGGAAGCCACACUUACACGCUUGAUGAAGGAAGCGUUGCAAGGAGGUAAGGAUCAGUUCGUUUCGAUUUUCCUGGACUGUGGAGUUGAAUUAAAAACGUUUCUGAACCGUGAAACCCUUGACGUCCUGUGCAAGGAGAAAACAACAGAGUUGUACCAAGAAUUAUCGAAGAAAAACGGAGCCGAAGUAAUGCUAGAAGAUAUUCUCCAACAUUUAUUGGACGAUAUUUGCAUGAAGAUGCGAACUGAGGAUCAGAAGUACAAGAUGGCGCCUGGCAAAGUAAAGCAAACUUCGUCUAAAGAAUCUACACCAAGAGUCAAGGACCCGGAGCUGGCCCUCUUCUUGUGGGCAUUGCUAAGCGGAAAAUUUGGCUUGGCUCAAUUUUUGUGGAGAGAAGUGCAGGACCACGUGACCUCUGCAUUAGUCGCGUGCAUUUUGCUCAGAGCCAUGCGCAGCAGGACGAUGAAUAACACGAAAUUUGAGGACGAGCAGCAAGAGAUUCUGGAGAAUAUCGAAAUCUUUGAAGGCCUGGCAAUAAAAGCGCUGAAUAACUGCUACAGACAAGACGAGAUCAAGACUUUUACACUUUUAUCAAGAAUACAACAGACAGGUUAUUGGAGAAAUGUCACCUGCCUGGAGAUCGCUGAGCGAGCUCGGUGCAGAAAGUUCAUCGCACAAGAACCUUGUCAGACCUUUGCUGACCGCAUCUGGAGAGGCCUUGAUCCCUUUUCAAAAGCAUCAGAGUUGCAGGUAGAUCAUCGUGUGAUCUUUACCCGAAUUUUCUACGCAAUCUGCGCCAUUUUCGUUGUCGUCCCAAAGGUCUUCAUGGAAUUUUCUAAAAACAAGAGAGGACCGUCACAGCUGUUGUAUGCCUUUCGGCAUUUUUGUUUCAACUGGCCACGUCACUGGGAAGAUCCUUCCUUCAAGUUCUACUCAGGCUGGUUUUUCUUCAUUGGAUUUUUAAUCCUCUAUGCUUACGUAAUGAUGGUGCGAAUACCUCCAGAAGAUGUCCAGAUUCCCGAGCUUGCUCUCCUAGUCUGGUUCAUCACUCUCUACAUCGAGGAACUCCGCGUGUGCUGGAUGCUGUCCAAAUCGAAACGCAAGGAGAAGAGAGUCUUUGUUCUGUCUCAACUCGGGUUUCUAAAUGUCACCAACUUUUACUUGGCGAUGAUUGGAAUCGUCCUGUGGAUCAUCGACUCCAAAUUACUUGCCCUUCAUUUCGUCAUUUGCCUCAACUUUAUCUCGUUUGUCUUUCGUCUCUUCUACUACUUGGCCAUCAACUCUCAGCUAGGCCCCAAGGUCUUCAUGAUUUAUCAAAUGAUCAAGGAGAUAAUUAUCUUUUCCGUCAUUCUGAUGAUAAUCUUCAUUGCAUACGGCGUGGUCAAAUACUCCCUCGAGAACAGAGGUCAUGGAGUAGUCAAUUCAGCAGUAGUGCUUUCACUUCCUGUGGAAGCUUUCUGGCUCAUGCUGGCAGACCGACCUGACGACAAAGAUGACAGUAACCAGGAUCCCGUAGUAGUUUUUCGAGGACUGUUGAGAGUUGUCUACCUCAUGUUCACUGGCGUGUUGCUGGUUAACCUCCUCAUUGCUGCCUUCAGCUACUUGUUUGAAGUUAUCCACAGCCAGAAGGAGGACGUGAGAAAGUACCAGAAGUAUCAGAUGAUCGUCCAGUUUUACCUCGGAAGCCCUUUCCCACCUCCUCUCAGUCUAUUCUAUUAUAUAAUUACUUACUUAUAUCGCUUCAUUCACUGCUCCUAUCGUACACAUGAUGACAAGAGCUACAAAGAGAAUAAAUUUCGAAAGUCUCUUAAUGAAAAGGAGACGAGAAGUCUUCUGAACUGGGCCAGAGUGACUACAGAGUCUUACAACGACGACAAACCUAAAACUAUUGAAGAACGCGUUGAAGAAACCAUGAAGAAGAACUUUGAGUUGCAUGAUGACAACAAUGACGACAGCCUCAAGAAGCUCGUAGAUGCAGCUCAAGGCCUGAUAGAUGAGUCACACAAACUACACGAAUCUCUCCAGUGUAGUACUGAUGCCCUGCGUGAUGCACUAGAAGAACUAGCAGGCAUGCGGACGAUCUGUAAGCCCUGUGUCAUCUACAAGCGCUGUGUGGUGUGCGGCAAGCUUCCCAGAUACCCCGGGGCUCUGUCUUGGAGACUUCAGAGCCCUCCAACACACACCAAGCUCCUCCGACGGCAAAGAUUAAUGUCAAUAUAGCAUCCUUGCUCUGCUUCAUGAACGUUACGAAACUGAGUAUUACAGUCAAAUUUGUUUCCGAAUACAAAAUACUAUUGCUGUUUAGCUUCUUUCCAAUAAAUGUCAUAGGAAUAUCAUUUUGUCACAGGGAAGAAAAAUUAAUUCGCUGGUUCACUAUCCAAGGUUGGACAAUUUACCCAGCGGAUAAACAUCCAAGAUAUCCUUAAACAGGAGCCCAAUAUAAUGCUGGUUACACUCAUCAUAUUUCCUUGCCUUUGAGAUUUAGUUUUAAGUUGGACUGGUUGCAACUGAUUUUACAAAAAUUGUUUGCAUAUUAUUACAAGUAAUUGAAACUGCUGAGUUUCUCUAUCAAAAACGUUUGCCUCUUUUCAAAAUACAAACAUAAUUGGUUAUGACUGUUGACUUUUAGUAGCUAUAACAACAUAAUUUUGUUUAUAAUUCGAUGUGACAGUAUUAACACUAAACCAUAGUUGUGUUGCGUUUAUGUAUUUUUUCAAAACUUGUUUUGUUGCUUGAUUUAUUACAUUUUCCUUCCUUUCUUAAUUUCUUUAAUUUAUACAUGCAUGUACAUUUAUAAAGAAAGGUAUGACCUUUACAGUGUAAUUAUUGUUUUGUAUGUCAUAAACAAUGUUGAAGUAGGUUUUGAAUUCUACACCAUUGCUCAGUCUCUACAUUGUAUUUUGCUAUGUUUCUUUGUUGUUUUCAUAAGAAUGCAUAUUGGAGCAAAAUAUUAGUUAUCAAUAAAUUAAUGUUUAUUUUAUAUAUAUUUAAAUGGUUGCCUAAAUGUAAAAGGUAACUUAUGCAGUACUAGCCAAAAAAAAUUGCAUUCUUUGUAAUGAUCUGAUACUUCUGUAACUGUUGUUGCAACUAAUGCGUGUUGCUGGAAAGAACAAAGUGGUCACCAUUUCGGCCGUUGUGGGAGGGAUAGGGGAGAUAGUAGAAGGGCAGGCCCAUGCAAAAAGUUUUAUAAUUGCCUAGCUUUACUGUGAAGUCCUUACAGUUCCAGACCCACAUUUUUAUGAGACUACGGAAAUAAAGGCUAUUGCUAGCAGAUCAUGCACAGGACCAUCAGUCAACUCCUUCCCUUUAGUAAGCCAGUUCUUCCUCUGGAUACCGACCUCCCACCGAGAUAUCUUAUAGGAUAGUCUUCAACAGAGUGCCGUGCCAGGUCACAAGGCAAAACAAGACAGCUUACUCUGCCUAGUUGUUAUUUUUUUAUAGGAUUUUUAUUUUAGCUGUAAGAAAUCCGGAGUAGCCUCUUCAGACAUUUGUUCUUGAUUGCAGGGAUUCUCCCCUUUUUAUGUGCAGGCAGAGUCAAUCUUUCUCAUUCGUAAGAUAGUAUUCGUACUAUAAAGUUCUUGAACAGAUAGUAUUUGUAGUAAACCGGAUGUUUAUGCUGCAUCAGAUUAUGUCCAGCUUCGUCGCUGUUUCUGUCGUGAUUCUGAUGAGGAUAUUUGUCAUGGAGUUGCCAUCUUUGAAGAUGGAGGGUCCCAGGGUUGUAAGCUGUUGACCUCUCCCUGCUCUACUCUCUUCGUGACCUUUGAUAUCAAAGUGACUGGCGCUGUUCUAAUUAUGCCUCGGCACAAUUAUAAUGACACAUAUAGGAAAUAACAGAACAUGCUUUAUCUUAUUUUGUUUAUGUGAGCAGCUAUUUACAUAUUCUCCAGAAACAUUCUCACACUCCUCGAAUAUAGUUCAUACGCUAGCAUUAGUAACGAUGUUUCAAAUGUCACAGACCAAUGGAAGCACAAAAGGUUACAGUAUACAGGUUUCUGAGCAGAGUAUUUGCCACUGUGUGUUCAAACCCACUCUUAGAACAUCUACAAUUAUUUUACACUUGUUUUACAUUCAACACCAUGACUUCUGCUCUUUUGUGCUGCGGUGGUAACACUGCAACAAAGCAGGACAGCAACAAACUGAACAAGAUCGUGAAAAGAAGCAGAGGUGGUUGGACAGAAAAAUGUAGAGUCAAUGUACAAACAAACAAACAAACAAACAAACAAACAAACAAACAAACAAACAAACAAACAAACAAACAAACAAACGGUCACUUCAUUUUCAUCACACAUACUCAAAUGUACAUCAUCAGUGUAGAUCGUGACUGACUGACAGCUCAUGUUCAGCUCGGAGUUUUGAGUUAAGGGAGAGAUAAUACUGUGGUGUUGCCAACGACACAUUAGAUUCCCCAUUAGCUUCUUCACUCUCUCUCUCUCUGCUACUUUGUCUCUCGCUUUCUCCCUCAUUUCUAUCUUCCUUAUGU